Fopius arisanus is the source of this 2534-nucleotide messenger RNA. Its product is annotated as sodium-coupled monocarboxylate transporter 2-like. Gene Ontology annotation, biological process: sodium ion transport; transmembrane transport. Gene Ontology annotation, molecular function: symporter activity. NCBI's taxonomy places the organism in Eukaryota, Metazoa, Arthropoda, Insecta, Hymenoptera, Braconidae. The transcript is spliced from 15 exons. The record is from RefSeq and is a predicted model, not a curated record. Gene Ontology annotation, cellular component: membrane. Bases 604 to 2415 code for a protein of 603 amino acids.
CCGUAGAGUGAUUUAACGGGUCAAAGGCAAUAGUUAUUGCCAGUCACUCGAUCAGUCAUCCUGUUAUCGAUCAAUGAAUUUAAAGAGUGAGCACAGCAAAUUGAUUAUUGUGAAUUAGUCCGGGGAGUCGGUUGACCACAUGUUAUGAAUUAAAAUGUUUACGAGGAAAUAGUGGGACUGGAAGUUUGAAUUUUCCAAGUGGUGAUUGGAGAGGGGAAAUAAGGAGACGCUAUCGGUGGAUCGUUGAAGGCAAUCGGCCAUCGCUCGUCGCAGUCAACUCCCAGUGGUCUUUAACAACUCAUGUGUUCUCUUAAUUUAUAUUCGAAAGUUGGGACGUGAGUUGUCAGUUUCGUAAUACAGCUGGAAAUAUCCCAUGAUAAUUGGGAGAUAAGAGAAAGUGCGGGAAUGUGUGAUCGGCAUUCACAGAUUUUUGGAGGAUUCCUUAUGGAUUUGGAGGGGAUGGGGUUGACUGAUUGAAGCUGUGAUCUCGACAUUUCCAUCGGUUUAUGGCGCUUUAGGCUUGUCCCACUCAAGUUAAAAUUAAAGAACACUAUUUAUAAAUAUUUUUUAUUGAUGAGCGUUGAUAAGAGAGUAAAGUGAAUAAUGGAAGCAGAGGACAGGUACUUUCACUGGGCAGACUGGCUGGUAUUUGCUCUGAUGCUCAGUUGCUCAGCAGCUUCCGGUAUCUGGCACUUCCGUAAGGCACUCAAAUCAACGAUUGCUGAAUAUAUACUUGGAAGAAGUGGAUUCACUGUCUUUCCAGUGUCUGCAUCUUUAAUUGCUAGCUUCAUCUCUGGUGUGACUAUCCUGGGAACACCGGCGGAGAUUUAUAACUUCGGAACUCAGUAUUGGAUAACUGUAUUCUCUAUUUUAUUCGCUGGGGUUAUUACAGCUAACGUCUAUCUGCCAGUUUUUAUGAAAUUAAAACUCAACUCAUGUUACGAGUACUUGGAGCUGCGUUUCAAUCGCGGUGUGAGGAUAUUGAUAUCGCUGAUAUUCGUAAUUGACGUGGUGCUGUACCAAUCGAUAGUUGUGUAUGUGCCAGCACUUGCGCUCAAUCAAGUGACGGGAAUCAGCAUCUACUUGAUUGGCGGCAUUGUGUGCUUUGUCUGCGUAUUUUACACAGUAUUGGGCGGAAUAAGAGCUGUUGUAUGGACUGACGCAUUCCAAGUGGUUGUAAUGGUUUUCGCGGUAAUCGCGGUCACCAGUUUGGGGACAUACAACAUCGGAGGAGUGGACAAGGUCUGGAGGAUAGCCUCAGAAAAUCAAAGGAUUGAAGUAUUGAAUUUUGAUACUUCGCCUUUCACGAGACAUACCGUAUGGACUGUGCUAAUUGGCUCCUGUUUAUACAGCACUGCUUACAUUUCCGUUAAUCAAACGAUGGUUCAGCGGUAUAGCUCAUUAACUUCAGAGAGAAGUUCAAAAAUAGCGAUUUUAAUUUUUACGAUUGGAGUGAUGUGCUUCAUCUCAUUAACUUGCUGGUGUGGCCUCGUGUUGUUUGCAUGGUGGGCACCACCGAAAUGCGAUCCCAGGGCAUCUGGGUUAAUCAAGACUGACGAUCAGAUGUUGCCGGCUUACGUCAUGGAAAUUGCUGGCCAUUUGCACGGUAUUCCGGGGAUCUUCGUUGCUGGAAUAUUCAGUGCAGCAUUGAGUACCCUUUCAGUGGGGCUAAAUUCAACUUCAGUGGUCCUCCUUGAGGACUUCGUCAAGGGGUGUUUUCAGUUAAAGCCGAAUGAUCGGUGCUCGACCAUUUUUGUGAAGGCUGUUGUUGUUUGUUUGGGAUUUUUUGCCAUGGGCUUUUUAUUUAUUGUUGAGAAGAUGGGGGGUGUUCUUGCUGUGACCGGAAGUUUAGCUGCCAUUGCUGCUGGCACAUCAUUCGGGGUCUUCACCCUAGGCAUGUUGUUCCCUUGGGCAAAUUCGAAAGGUGCCUUCACCGGGGCUGUGACGGGAUUCCUGGUGGCAGGAUGGUCGAGUUUGGGAGCUAAUGCUAUGGUUGCUGCCGGUGAAAUAAUUCCGAAGAAACUCCCAGUCCCUCUGACAUCGUGUCCCAGUAAUAUCAGUGACAGUUUUCUAAAUCAAUUUCCCCCGAAUCACAGCGAGGACAAUGUUUUUCCACUCUAUCGGCUGUCUUAUCACUGGUUCGCGGGACUGGGAACUGUCAUUGUCAUUCUAGUUGGUGGCUUUAUGUCCUGGCUGACGGGACCAACCAAUCCAGCCAAUGUCGACAGAGAUUUACUCUCUCCAGUUAUUCAUAGAUUCUUGCCGAAGCCAAUAUACACGACUCAAAUCAAGAGAGGAUCUCAAAAUGUUCCCCCAGGUAGCUAUCCUGAGGCUUCCAAUUUGAUACUCACAGAUAUCCCCAGGAGAGCAUCUCAAACAAUUAAUUCAUACCAGGCACGUCCAACACCAGUUUGACCCCAUCCCCUUUUAUAUUCAUGAGAAUCUUAUUUAAAACUUAAUGCUAGAGAAUUUACGAUAGUUGAGGGCACAGUUCAAUUUUUGUACACACAGAAUAAAUGAAGUUUAUUAGAUAA